This is a messenger RNA of Homarus americanus (American lobster), 378 nucleotides long. RefSeq names its product basic salivary proline-rich protein 2-like. The transcript has a single exon. Bases 1 to 378 code for a protein of 125 amino acids. NCBI's taxonomy places the organism in Eukaryota, Metazoa, Arthropoda, Malacostraca, Decapoda, Nephropidae. The record is from RefSeq and is a predicted model, not a curated record.
AUGGGGCCACCAGCCCAGGGGGGCCUCCAACACAAGAGGGCCACCUACUCAUGGGGCCACCAACACAGGAAGGGGCCACCAACACAGGAGGGCCACCAACACAUGGGGCCACCAACCCAGGGGGCCACCAACACAAGAGGGCCACCAACAUGGGGCCUCACAGAGGGGGCCACCAACACAAGAGGGCCACCACUCAUGGGGCCACCAACACAGGGAAGGGGGCCACCAACACAGGAGGCCACCAACAUCAGGGCCACCAACCCAGGGGGGCCACCAACACAAGAGGCCACCUACUCAUGGGGCCACCAACACAGGGCCACCAACACAAGAGGCCACCAACACAAGAGGGCCACCUACACAGGAGGGCACAACACAUGA